AUAUAAUGAAGAUCCUUCACUACUUUUGUUCCGUAUUGUUUUUAUUACGAUUUUCUAUGGUUGAGACAACAAAUUAUGGUUAAGUUGUUUUGUUGACGGUAUAAAUGGAAAUUUAAAACUUUAAUUUAUUUAAAUUUUUCAAACCUCAGUACUUAUUUGAACAACAGAGUGGGAUUAUUUGAAAGUGAAUUUUUGGUAAUACCGCAGAUUCGAACGGAAAAUCAUGUCUAAUAAAAAGAGGGAUAGCCAAGUUCCUGCCGAGGAAAGCGACCAAUUGCUAAUAAGGCCUCUUGGAGCUGGCCAAGAAGUUGGAAGGUCUUGUAUUAUGGUCGAGUUUAAAGGGAAAAAAAUAAUGCUUGAUUGUGGGAUUCAUCCGGGCCUAUCAGGAAUGGAUGCUCUACCGUUCGUUGAUUUGAUUGAAGCAGAUGAGAUCGACUUACUCUUAAUUUCACAUUUUCACUUGGAUCAUUGUGGGGCCUUGCCAUGGUUCUUAUUGAAAACAAAUUUCAAAGGACGGUGUUUCAUGACGCAUGCAACUAAAGCAAUUUAUCGAUGGUUACUUUCUGAUUACAUUAAAGUAAGUAAUAUUGCAACAGAACAAAUGCUCUAUACAGAAGCUGACUUGGAAGCAAGCAUGGAUAAAAUUGAAACAAUAAAUUUUCAUGAGGAAAAAGAGAUUUUAGGUAUUAAAUUUUGGGCAUACAAUGCAGGUCAUGUCUUAGGUGCAGCUAUGUUUAUGCUUGAAAUAGCAGGCAUUAAGAUUUUAUAUACUGGGGAUUUUUCUCGACAAGAAGAUAGACAUUUGAUGGCAGCAGAAAUACCAACCGUCCAUCCAGAUGUCCUUAUAACAGAAUCAACAUAUGGAACACAUAUACAUGAAAAAAGAGAAGAAAGAGAAGGUAGAUUCACAAACUUAGUCCAUGAUAUUGUAAAUAGAGGAGGACGAUGCCUCAUUCCUGUUUUUGCUCUGGGAAGAGCACAAGAGUUGCUUUUGAUUUUAGAUGAAUAUUGGACACAACAUCCUGAACUUCACGACAUUCCAAUUUAUUACGCUUCUUCCUUGGCCAAAAAAUGUAUGGCAGUGUAUCAGACUUACAUCAAUGCCAUGAAUGAUAAAAUAAAAAGACAAAUUGCUGUAAAUAAUCCAUUUGUGUUCAAACACAUUUCUAACUUGAAGGGUAUUGAUCAUUUUGAAGAUGUAGGACCUUGUGUUAUAAUGGCUUCACCAGGUAUGAUGCAAAGUGGGUUAUCCAGAGAAUUAUUCGAAUCGUGGUGUACAGAUCCCAAGAACGGCGUUAUCAUUGCUGGUUACUGUGUAGAAGGUACUCUAGCAAAAACGAUCCUAUCUGAACCAGAAGAAAUUACCACUAUGUUGGGUCAGAAGUUGCCUUUGAAAAUGUCCGUCGAUUACAUAUCAUUCUCAGCCCAUACCGAUUAUCAGCAAACGAGUGAAUUCAUACGAAUACUGAAACCCCUUCAUGUGGUUUUAGUGCAUGGAGAGCAAAACGAAAUGAGUAGAUUAAAAGCUGCUUUGAUCAGAGAAUAUGAAGAUGAUCCAAACACAACCAUCCAUAUACACAAUCCAAGAAACACUCAUUCGGUAGAAUUAGCAUUCAGGGGAGAAAAGACUGCCAAAGUGAUGGGAUCGCUUGCUGUGGAAGAGCCAAAAGUUGGUAAAAAUCUAUCUGGUAUUCUUGUGAAACGAAACUUCAAUUAUCACAUUUUAUCAGCAGAAGAUUUGCCUAAAUAUACGGAUAUGAGUAUGAGCCAGAUUCUGCAGAGGCAAAGCAUACAUUACUCUGGCAACAUGACAGUUUUGAGACAUUUCAUUUCUCAAGUAGCUGGCCUUUUGGAAUCCGUAGAAGAGAAGAAAAUGAAAGCUUUCGGUGCCAUUGAUAUAAUUUUCGAAGGAAAAAUUGUAACUCUGGAGUGGGUGGCAAAUCCGGUCAAUGAUAUGUAUGCUGAUGCUAUAGUAGCUGCAAUAUUACAAGCUGAUCUCUUGGAAACGCCUAUCAAGAACUUGGCCACAAACGUCAAGGUAGAUAGGAUGCAUUUCAAGGAAUGUCUGAUUGAAAUGUUGCAAGACAUGUUUGGCGAAGAUUCAGUCCCUAAAAUAUUUAAAGGUGAAAAAUUGUACGUUGCCGUUAACGAUAGAAGAGCCGAUAUUGAUCUCUCGACUUUGAAGGUGGAAUGCGCAGAAGAUGAAACAUUCCAACAAAUAGUACAAACAGCAGUGUCUAAACUUUAUCAAUCAUUAGCUCCACCACAAGUGGAAUGAAUUUUUUAUUAAAAAUGCCGAUUGCCGAUGAGGUCAUGUUGAAUGGACUAAGUUGCUGGAAAUCAAUACGUUCACCAGUGAAACUCAUCGAGACUUGUGAAUAUUUUAUUUGAAAAUAUUUUUGAUCAUUGUAAAUAGAAUAAUUCAAUAAGAAUAAUUGCACUCUUUUUAAAUUGACAAUAAAACUAUAAAAAUA
Molecule: messenger RNA, 2474 nt
Organism: Coccinella septempunctata (seven-spotted ladybird)
Lineage: Eukaryota; Metazoa; Arthropoda; Insecta; Coleoptera; Coccinellidae
Gene: Cpsf73
Product: cleavage and polyadenylation specificity factor 73
Exons: 14
Coding region: 224-2278 (684 amino acids)
Biological process (GO): mRNA 3'-end processing by stem-loop binding and cleavage
Cellular component (GO): mRNA cleavage and polyadenylation specificity factor complex
Molecular function (GO): 5'-3' exonuclease activity; RNA binding; RNA endonuclease activity
Source: RefSeq, a predicted model, not a curated record